AUGAAUGCACCAUUUCUAAAAUCAUAUUAUCGUCGAAAAUCUACAUAUCUAACUUCUGAGCAGAUAGAAAUAAUUAGAUCGCUCAAAGAUAAGGUACCUAAGUAUAGAAUUAUGAGAGAUUUCCAUAUUAAUGAACAUCGAGUAGAUGAUAUAUGGGAAGAUCGAGAGCGCCAACAACAAAUAAUACAAAGUACCAUUUCCACCGAAAUAUUACCUAUAUCUAUUGCAGAACAAUGCCUUAAAGAGCCUACACUAGUCACAUCAACUCCAUCUGAAAAUUUUAAUCGAAUAGGAAGAGAGACUUUAUAUCCAGAAUCUACUCCUCUCAAUACAGAAAUAAAAAAGAAAAGUUCCAAAUCUCGGUCUAAAUCUGUAUUAUGUAAUAAUGAGCUCCGCUCUCGUAUGUCUGAUGCGAUACCUACUAAUAACUCUAAUGAGACAGAAAAGAUAAGUAGUGAGGAUCUUGAUGCAUUAUACGAACGAGAGUCCAAAAGAGAUGAGAAAAAUAAAACGAAUAUGACUCGCCUAUUAGCUACUUAA
Molecule: messenger RNA, 540 nt
Organism: Entrophospora sp. SA101
Lineage: Eukaryota; Fungi; Glomeromycota; Glomeromycetes; Entrophosporales; Entrophosporaceae
Source: the annotation of a GenBank genome assembly